This is a messenger RNA of Staurois parvus, 762 nucleotides long. The record is from the annotation of a GenBank genome assembly. Lineage: Eukaryota; Metazoa; Chordata; Amphibia; Anura; Ranidae.
GUAUCCUCCAGCAGCUCUGGAGGUAAGAUCGCCCUCGCAAUCAGCCCCAAUCUCCAGUUGGCACGGACUCGGAAUAUGCAUGGAGAGGACAGAAGAUCGUGUGGAGGGAGACUUCAAAAUGGACAUCCACAACUACCUCUGACAUACGGGCCAAUCCCUCAGAUAGCAGAAAUGGAGCGUCGGCUACGGGAAGCCAUGGCAGAGAAAGAGCGCCUCCUGAAGGCCAGGGAAGAGAAGAGAGUAGCUAAAGAGAUGACCAAACGCCUGGAAGCAGAGCAGAGUCAUAUGAAAGAAGAAGCUCCUGUACCCGUCCCACCCAUGGUGCAACCGGCCGUCCCUGAGCCUGCAGUCGAGCUGGCACCUUUUGACCUGCGGUCGUACCUGGAGGCAUCUGGACACAGUGUGGAGACAUGUCCUAACGUGAGGGUCAAUGCCAUGUGUUGUCGGGGCUACCUUGUGAAGAUGGGAGGACGUAUAAAAACAUGGAAGAAGAGAUGGUUUGUGUUUGACAGACAGAAGAGAAGGCUGGCAUAUUAUGCAGAUAAAGAAGAGCAAAAGUUGAAAGGAGUCAUCUACUUCCAGGCCAUAGAAGAGGUGUAUUACGAUCACUUGCGGAGUGCUUUUAAGAGUCCACACCCUAAACUGACAUUUUGUCUGAAGACUUUCGAACGCCUCUUCUGCAUGGUUGCACCAACUCCGGAAGCCAUGAGAAUCUGGAUGGAUGUCAUGGUGACGGCAGCUGAGGAGAACCACCGCUACUGA